AUGACAUUGGAAGAAGUUAAUCGAAUGGAGCCAAAUGGCUCUACAGCACUCCAUGUAGCUGCAUAUCGGGGACAUGAGAAAAUUGUUGAGCUAUUACUCCAGAAAGGUGCUAGUUAUUCAGCAAUAAAUAAAUUUAAUAAUACUCCGCUUGAUGAAGCUAGAACCGAUAAAAUAAGGCAGCUAAUACGCCGUCGCAUGAAUCACAAGCGUUUUGUCAGUGACUCCGUCGAAUGGAUUCUUCAAACAAAUGAUGCCGAUUACCAGGCACAUGAAUAUUUUAAAAAAUUGGAAUCAUAUGGCAAAGAUCGCCACUUUUACAAAUUGAUUGAUUAUAUUAAAAAAAAUUAUCUUGAACAAGAAUUACAAGAUAUAGAUGGUAUCAAUACAAUAAAACAAUAUUUUGAAAAGGCCAUCGAUGAAAAAGAUCCAACUUAUUUACUAACAGCGUAUACAGCUGAAACAGAUUUCUAUACCACACUAAAUGUUGAUCUAGCAAAACUACAGCUUCAAAAUCUAACUGCAAAAGAGAAUCUUAGUCGAGCAUACUAUAUUGGAAUAAUUGCUUGCCAUCCCAAAUUCGAGACAUUAUCAUACAUUGGAAAAGUAUAUCGUGGUAUGAUGAUUACUGGCAAUUAUGUAAAAAAAUAGAAGAUCGGCACACGCAUUUUAACGAAAACAUUUUCGUCAACCUCAAAAGAAAAGCAGGUAGCGUCAAAUUUUCAUAACAAAAAGGCCGAAAAAGAUGAUCGAUUAAGUACCAUAUGUAUAUACGAAAUACGUAAUGAAAGGACUGCAUUAGAUAUACAACACAUAUCAUUAUUUCAAUAUGAAGAGGAAGUACUAAUUCGACCGUAUUCAGCAUUUAAAAUAAUCGAUAUUCAACAAAAUGAAAACAGAAAACCACAAGUUGAAAUAGAACUAAAAGAAUGUGAGCCAUGGUAGGCUACACUUACGCUUGAUAUUCCAGCUUUUUAUGCAUUAUUUAUAUUCAUAAACCCUUUCUUACACGGCAAACAACUCACAUAACCCAUUGUUUUUCAAAGAGUUUCUCCUUCAGUUUGCCCAUUUUCAAAUGUGUAGAUGUGGCUGGGUGUGGGUGCGGCGUGUGGGUGUGGGUGUGGGUGGGUGU
Rotaria sp. Silwood1 is the source of this 1129-nucleotide messenger RNA. NCBI's taxonomy places the organism in Eukaryota, Metazoa, Rotifera, Eurotatoria, Philodinida, Philodinidae. The record is from the annotation of a GenBank genome assembly.